AUGCUCUCCCGUCCCCUCCCCCCCGCCUUCCGCCAUGCCAUCGGCUCCACUGCUUCCGGAGCUCGUCACCGCAGCACGAUCCAGUCCAUUCACGCGCGUGAAAUCAUCGACAGUCGUGGCAAUCCCACAGUCGAAGUGGAGUUGACGCUAUCGGAUCGAUCCGAGAUCUUCCGGGCUUCGGUCCCAUCCGGGGCGUCCACGGGUAUCCACGAAGCUGUCGAGCUCCGGGACGGGGGCAAACGCUACGCCGGGAAAGGCGUGCAACAAGCAGUUACCAAUGUCAAGCAGUUGCUGGCUCCCCAACUUCAGGGGUGGGAUCCCAGUCACCAGCGGGAGAUCGACCACCUCAUGUGUGAACUAGACGGGACGGAGAACAAGAGCAAGCUCGGUGCUAACGCCAUUCUCGGCGUCUCCCUUGCUGUUGCUAAAGCUGGUGCAGCAGUCAAAGCGGUGCCUCUGUACCAGCACUUUGCUGACCUCAUUGGCAACCCGAGCUUGGUACUUCCUGUGCCGAGCUUCAAUGUCAUUAAUGGCGGGUCUCAUGCUGGAAACAAACUGGCUUUUCAGGAAUUCAUGCUGCUACCAACAGGUGCAGAGAGCUUCUCGGAAGCUAUGGCCAUGGGGUGUGAGGUGUACCAUCACUUGAAGACGGUGAUCAAGCAGAAAUACGGCCAAGAUGCAACCAAUGUUGGGGAUGAAGGAGGCUUUGCCCCGAAUAUCCAGAGCAAUAGGGAAGGGGUUGAGCUCUUGAUGACGGCCAUCAACCGUGCUGGGUACGAUGGAAAAAUCGGCAUUGGCAUGGACGUGGCCUCGUCCGAGUUCCUGACGAAAGACGGCAAGUACGAUCUGGACUUUAAGUCGGAGAACUCGACGGAUUUACUCACGGGAGAAGAGCUGGGUCAGCUGUACACGGACCUGGCAACUGAGUUCCCGAUCGUGAGCAUUGAAGACCCAUUUGACCAGGAUGACUGGACGCACUACUCGGCCUUUACUAAGGCUAUUGGUGACAAGGUGCAGGUGGUCGGCGACGAUUUGUUGUGCACCAACCCGAAGCGGAUUGCUACGGCUCUUGACAAGAAAGCGUGCAAUGCGUUGCUGCUCAAGGUGAACCAGAUCGGCAGCGUGACGGAGAGUAUUGAUGCAGUGGCACUUGCACAGAAGAAUGGAUGGGGGGUCAUGACGUCGCACCGUAGCGGGGAGACUGAGGACUCGUACAUUGCCGAUUUGGCUGUCGGCCUUGCUACGGGUCAGAUCAAGACUGGGGCUCCAUGUCGCUCGGAGCGUCUGGCUAAGUACAACCAGCUCUUGCGUAUCGAAGAAGCUCUUGGAAGCGACGCCAAGUACGCUGGCAAGCACUUUCGGAACCCGUCCAAGAUGUAG
Peronospora matthiolae is the source of this 1380-nucleotide messenger RNA. NCBI's taxonomy places the organism in Eukaryota, Oomycota, Peronosporomycetes, Peronosporales, Peronosporaceae. The record is from the annotation of a GenBank genome assembly.